Molecule: messenger RNA, 1537 nt
Organism: Pantherophis guttatus
Lineage: Eukaryota; Metazoa; Chordata; Lepidosauria; Squamata; Colubridae
Source: RefSeq, a predicted model, not a curated record
CUGGGUCGGAGCUCCAGAGGAGUCGCCUUUGUCUGUCCUCCACUUCUCCCAGGCAAUCCAGACGGAGACGGGCUGCUCCAUGGCCGACUCUCUUCUCAAUCAUUCUUGGCCAUCCUUCUCCAGGAGGUGGAUGAAGAGAUGGUCCUUCAAGCGAGGGUCAGACUGCAAGCGAAGCGCACAAGAUUUCCCCAGCAGUUGCACUGUCCCCAUCUCAGGGUGUAACAGCCCAAACACUUUGUCUCCAUCCUUGAUUGCUGAGGAUGAGGUCUUCUUUGGCAGCAUGGCAGAGGAGAGGGAAGAUACUUCUUCUCCAGAACAGGACACACUUCCAUGUAUUGUUGAUAGCAGCACAGAAGAUCUACUCUCUAUAGACUCUGCUCUCCAGGGAUCAGAGUAUUAUAAGGAUCUGGAAUUUGCUGGGCCUACAGAGACGAAUAGUAACAUGCACUUGCGGCUUGAUUGGACAUCACAGGAAACUCCUGGUUUUUGCUCCUCAGCAAAACAUUCCACAGGUUGUGAGGAAAUGCUUGCCAAUACUCAGAGUUUGGAUACACCGGCCAGUUUUGAGAUGGGACAUCACUACUUGGAGGAGGUCUGUGCUUGUCCAUGCACUUCUGGGAACCAGGGGAGCUUUGUCAAAGGUGAGCAGGAACAGACACUGCUUGAUGAGGAAGGCUUUCCAGUUUUGACCAGGUCUAUGUCUACCUCACGGCGGCACAGCUGGGAAAGUCUUCAGUCUCCAACAGAUGCCCAGCGUAGGUUCAGUCUGGAUGCAUCAGAGCUAGGGAGUGACACAGAAAGGGAGGAAGAAAAGGAGAAGAGUCUCCCUGAUUUGUCCCCACCUCUGUCUUGGUCAGGACUAGAAACUUGGAAUGCUAGCAGUGUGAUCAAAGUGGAAGACGAGCCUUUGUGCCAAAAUCUGGGCCUUGUGGAAAAGCCUGGGAAUGUGGUGAGUCUUGGCUGUUUCGAUAGUGACAACAGUGGGAAACAGCUGACGUCUACUUCUAUCUCAUGUUCCUGUGGCAAUGUCCCCUCUCAACAUGUAUCCCAAAGCCUAGAAGUCCCACUUCCAAUCUCAGUGGGGAUUGUGCCACCUGUGUUGGAUAUGAUUCAAAAGGACCACGUAGCCCCAGAACAAGUGUUAAUGGUUCAGGAGGUGCUGAAGGAGCUAGCACAGUAUCAUAGUGCUAAACAGGUGUUGUACUCACCUGAAGGUAAAAAUGAAACUCAGAAAAACUUGACCUGGUUUGAAUUCCUGUCUAAUGAGUGUGAAGAGAGUCCAAGGAAUGAUAAAACUGAAAAGGGCACUAAGGUGAAGCGCCGGCUGAGCAAUCUGCGCAACCGUGUCACUGGCUCAUGGCAGAAGGAGAAGGGUAAGAAUAAAGAUCGGGAGAAGGAGGCUGUGGAGGCAAAGGAACGAACACAGGCACUGCAUGGGCAUGAACUAGCGCUAGGCACCUUCUCUAAUGGCACCUGUUGCUCUCUCUGUGGCAAAAUCCUGCUGAACAAAACAGGGCUACAAUGCCUGAGUGAGUAG